CACGAUCCUGUAUUUAUAUUCUUAUGCUUAUGUACUUAGAUAGAGUUUUUAUCACGCUGUGCCUUCAUUGUUAUCUCGACAAGAAUAAUCAGACUAUAUAAACAUAGCAACUUCUGUUGUUUUUUGACAUUCUGUAACUGUGUGAAGUCUGAAAAUGCUGUAUUUAUUAGCGAUUUUGAUAAGUGCAUUUACAAUUUUAUACUUUUAUUUUACAAGGAAUUUCAACUGCUGGAAAGACAGAAAUGUACCUGGACCUAAACCUCUACCAUUGUUCGGUAAUAUUAAAGAUAGUGUACUCAGACGUAAGCAUGCUGCCUUAGUUUUUAAAAGUAUUUACGAUGCAUAUCCUAACGAGAAGGUGGUCGGAGUUUACAGACUGACUACACCGUGUCUACUGCUCCGUGAUUUAGAUGUUAUUAAGCAUGUCAUGAUAAAAGACUUUGAACUAUUCGUUGAUAGAGGUGUCUCAUUUAGCAAACAAGGACUAGGAGUUAAUCUAUUUCAUGCUGAUGGAGACACAUGGAAAGUUCUGAGGAACAGAUUUACUCCAGUUUUUACUUCUGGUAAACUGAAGAACAUGUUGUAUCUCAUGACUGAACGAGGUGAUCACUUUGUUAACUAUGUCGAGGACCUUCUUGUAAAGCAAUCAGAACAGCCUAUACAUGUCCUUGUUCAGAAGUAUACAAUGGCUACUAUUGCCGCAUGUGCGUUUGGUUUGGACUUAGAUGAAGAUAUGUAUAAAACGUUAAAUAAAAUAGACAAAAUGAUUUUUACUACCAGUUACUUCAGAGAUUUGGAUAUGAUGUACCCUGGAUUACUCCAAAAAGUCAAUAGCUCACUAUAUCCUAAAUUCCUACACACUUUUUUUGAUACUCUCGCUCAAACUGUUAUUAAAUAAAGAGGUGGGCUUCCAUCGAAUAGAAAUGACUUUAUGGAUUUAAUUUUGGAGUUGAGACAACAGAAAACAAUUGAAGGUACGAAGAAAAUGGACAAUGACAAGCUGAGGAUAGUUGAAUUGACUGAUAGUGUGAUUGCUGCUCAGGCGUUUGUGUUCUACGCGGCUGGCUAUGAGACCAGCGCCUCCACCAUGACAUACUUAUUCUAUGAACUGGCGAUGCGUCCCGAGAUACAAGACAAAGUAAUUGCAGAAAUUGACGAAGUUCUUAAACGACACAACGGUGUAAUUAGCUAUGAAUGCUUAAAUGAAAUGACUUAUUUGCAACAAGUAUUUGACGAAACAUUACGGAAACAUCCAAUUGUAGAUCUUUUACAACGCAAUGCUCAAGCGGACUACACAAUCCCAGGCACUAAUGUUGUUAUCAAGAAAGGACAAACUGUACUCAUUAAUCCUUUUAGUAUCCACCAUGAUCCUAAAUACUACCCGAACCCUGAUAAGUUUGACCCUGAACGGUUUAGUCCUGAAAAUGAGAAGGAUAGACAUUCAUGUGCUUAUUUACCGUUUGGAACUGGACCCAGAAACUGCAUAGGUCUGCGGUUCGCCAAGGUGCAGUCUCGAGUGUGCGUAGUCAAGUUUCUGUCAAAGUUCCGAGUGGAGCCUUCGAGGAACACUCCAACCGUGUUAGAGUACGACCCUAUGCGGUCUGUGCUGUUCCCCAUGGGUGGAAUACAUUUAAAUGUUCUAUGUCGAUAAAAUCUACACCACGAACCCAAUUUAUUUUGUAUAAUUAUAUGUGUCUGUCCAGGAUUGUUGUUUUUCUUUUUAGCUGACCAAAGAGUCGCGCACCGUCGUUUAUUGUAUUGAAUCUUACUAAACAUAUAUUGAAGCGAUUUUGGUAAUAUGUGUAAUGUUGAGUUGCAGAAAAUGUAUUCUCCUAAUAUCAUGUGCCAUUAUUGUUGACUAGCUGUUGCUCGCGAUUACGUACGCGUGAAAUUAGAAAACAUUAUUAAA
Papilio polytes (common Mormon) is the source of this 1909-nucleotide messenger RNA. Its product is annotated as cytochrome P450 6B5-like. The transcript has 2 exons. The record is from RefSeq and is a predicted model, not a curated record. Gene Ontology annotation, molecular function: iron ion binding; monooxygenase activity; oxidoreductase activity, acting on paired donors, with incorporation or reduction of molecular oxygen. Lineage: Eukaryota; Metazoa; Arthropoda; Insecta; Lepidoptera; Papilionidae.